GACCGCCGCGGCUGCAGCAGCUUCUCUUACAAUUGCCAACAUGGUUGUUUCAGAGAAUGGCACAGCUGCGCCUCUUACGCCGAUAACUCCCAUUACGCCUAACGACAUUCCUAUCUCUAGCAGCAGUGCUGCGCCUGACAGUAAGAGCGCGAGGGUUGUUUUGACACAGAAGAUAUUCAAGAAGCGCGAGCGAGAAGCCAAAGAGAAGGAAUAUGCAGAUGGCCAGCACCCGAAUAUGAUAUAUGGGGUUUGGCAUUGCUCGAACUGUGGUUGCCCAGAAAGCAUAGCUGUGGGCAGUAGAAAGGGUCCACUCGGUGACAAGUCGCAGUGCGGCACAUGUGGCAAGUUCUGGCAUCGACAUCGUCGGCCCCGUCCAGUCGAGUACAACUCGGAUGCUGAGUAUCAUCUCAACCUCGUGAGGGAAGCUGAACAAGUGAGGGUGGCCGCCAAGCGCAGGCAUCCUCCAGCUUGGGCAGUCGACGAACGGGCGAAACGAGGGCAGGACGACGGUGAAGUGCAGCCAGCGACACCUGUUCGUCCCAACAGCGAGACUUGGGUGGACGUGCCCCCUGCUCCGCAGACCGUCGCCACAACGAGCGACUCGAAUCAAGCGGCUUCGCCUGUCUCGACGGCGUCUAGUGCGUCUGAGUCGCCUCUCGCGCAACGGAUUGCUAGAACGAACGGCGCUGGGCAUUCACGCUCGGCUCCUCCUGACGCAGAGCCACAACAAGCUGCACUUUCUGCAGCGCCCCCUACAGCAUCUCCACAACCGGCUCGUCCUUCUGCCCCUCCGAAUUCAUCACAGCCGAUCUCCGUGCCACGAUGGCUGAAGGAUGCCAUGAAGGAGAUGCAGGCGAGAUACCCUGAUGAUAGAUUUGAGGUGACACAGCGAAAAGGCAACCCCUUCGAGUUCCGCCUCAAGUGUCUGGAUUAGGCGUGCUCAAUUCUUAGAGUUCGGCACGCCAGUUCAGUUCGUCGACCUCAAAUACCGAGGGGACGGCGAUGCCGAGCAAAUGCCGAGUAUUAUGUAAGCCAAGUGGCUCGUGGGAACGCUAGGCAGGGAACAGGAGUGGUGAGAUUAUUUCCGAAGGAUUGCUUUACAUUUUCUCGAUUUUUAUUGCCAUCUCCCGUCGCACCUUCCCUAGUGCUCUGGUUUACCAUGGAUUGCAACAUGUAUGCACAGAGUUGCUUAGCCUGAAUGUUAAAAUGCUUCCAAGC
Laetiporus sulphureus 93-53 is the source of this 1218-nucleotide messenger RNA. RefSeq lists its product as uncharacterized. Gene Ontology annotation, molecular function: zinc ion binding. The coding region runs from base 41 to 934 and encodes 297 amino acids. NCBI's taxonomy places the organism in Eukaryota, Fungi, Basidiomycota, Agaricomycetes, Polyporales, Laetiporaceae. The record is from RefSeq and is a predicted model, not a curated record. Gene Ontology annotation, biological process: regulation of DNA-templated transcription. The transcript is spliced from 3 exons.